Eruca vesicaria subsp. sativa (arugula) is the source of this 1316-nucleotide messenger RNA. The record is from the annotation of a GenBank genome assembly. NCBI's taxonomy places the organism in Eukaryota, Viridiplantae, Streptophyta, Magnoliopsida, Brassicales, Brassicaceae.
GGCAAGAGAAGAAGUAUCCGGACGGUUACGCGUUCCGUUUUCUCAUAUAAAUAGAAUUCGCAUUUUGGUUUCUCACACCAAAACAAUUUCUUUAUUUAUUUUCUUUUCGUUUCAAAUUCUUCCGUGGCUGAUAAAAGAGACACUCUUCCGUUACAUCAGAGUAGUAAGCCGUUUUUCGCAAUGUCGAUGGUAACUGUCAAAGUUGGCAACGUUUCUCUAGGAGCUACAGAACGAGAACUCAAAGAAUUCUUCUCUUUUUCCGGCGACAUUAUUUACCUAGAGAUGCAAAGUGAGAAUGAAGGAAGUUCUAAGCUAGCAUAUGUUACAUUCAAAGAUUUACAAGGAGCUGAAACCGCAGUUCUCCUCACUGGAGCGACAAUUGUUGAUUCCUCGGUCACCGUCACAAUGUCACCAGAUUACCAACUACCCCCUGAAGCUUUAGCUUCCACUGAAUCAUCAUUGAAAGAGAGCGACAAGUCUUCAUCUCCUCCAAAGGAAGAUGUAUCAGUAUUCAGAAAAGCUGAAGAUGUCGUACGCAAUAUGAUUUCAAAAGGGUUUAUUCUUGGGAAAGACGCAAUAGCUAAAGCAAAAAGCCUUGAUGAGAAGCAUCAGCUAAGAUCAACAGCUUCAGCUAAAGUCACAUCUUUCGACAAGAGAAUCGGAUUCACUGAGAAAAUCAACACCGGGACAACUGCUGUGAGCGAGAAAGUCAAAGAAGUUGAUCAGAAGUUUCAAGUCACAGAGAAAACCAAAUCAGCAAUGGCUGCAGCCGAGCAAACAGUGAGCAAUGCUGGCUCGACUAUAAUGAAAAACCGGUAUGUUUUGACUGGUACCACGUGGGUUACUGGUGCGUUUGAAAAAGUGAGCAAAGCUGCAGAAGAAGUUGGACAAAAGGCGAAGGAGAAAGUUGGAAUGACUCAGGAAGAUGAAGUGAAGAAGAAAGUGGUUGAUGAAGUAGCUAGAGAUCAUUUGUCUGAAUCACCAAAGGGGUUAGACCAACCAGAACACGAUUCAAAACUCUCUGAAUCGCAACCACUUAAACAGGAGGAGUCUACUCCAAGUGUUGCUUCGGGACACCCUUGAGAUACAUGUAAGAAUCUUUCUCCCAACUUUUUGGGAACAUAGCGGAGAUGGCUUCUUUGUUCCAAUAACAUUGUUGUUGUUUAUCUUCUUUCUUCUUGUUUAUCACUUCCAAAUACUGGUGAGUUUUCCUGAAAGUUAAGCCUUAUUUUUUGUUGUUGCUAAGGGUAUUAAAAAUGACGUUCUUGUUUAUCCAUAAAAUACUAGAUGUCCUUUGGUAACGUUUAAAAUAGUCG